Messenger RNA from Echinococcus granulosus, 579 nucleotides. RefSeq lists its product as hypothetical. Bases 1 to 579 code for a protein of 192 amino acids. NCBI's taxonomy places the organism in Eukaryota, Metazoa, Platyhelminthes, Cestoda, Cyclophyllidea, Taeniidae. The transcript has 4 exons. The record is from RefSeq and is a predicted model, not a curated record.
AUGCGGGGCACGACCACGAAUAGUUGGUACCUCUGCAACAGGCACGAGCGGCUUCUAAGCAAGUUACUGUUACGCUUUGUCCUCAUGGAUAAACAUCUCAAGUACCUGGUAGCACUGCUAGUCGUGGUGCUGUUCACCUGUCUCACUGGUGGACUGCAGUUAGAAUGUGGCCAUCUGUUUAGCACAAGCUGUCAGAGUUGGAAGACGGGUCGAGAGAUGACCGGUCUUGUGGCUGCGGCCCUGGUGGCAUUUGUGAUGGCCUCUAUUUUUGCCGCACUCUUUAUUCUGAAAAAGAACCGCUGGGCGUCCAUAUGCGAGUUUAUUGCCUUAGCCGCAGGCGCUGUUCUCAUGUUGGCUGCGGUCGCCGUCUACUACAACCGAAGUUCCAUCCUCUCUCCACUCAUGGCCACUAUCACCAUGACUCUGUCUAUUGAGAUAGCGGUAGUGCUGUCUCUCGAUGGCGUAGCCUAUGGGCUAUGCUGGGGACCUCAGUCAUUCUUCACAUUAGUAAUACAUGUUCUGCUAUACCACUGUGAAUUCCAACAACUUCAAGGAAGACUUGGGGUGCUACAUUGGUAG